This is a messenger RNA of Xiphophorus couchianus (Monterrey platyfish), 7693 nucleotides long. Its product is annotated as T-lymphoma invasion and metastasis-inducing protein 1-like. Gene Ontology annotation, molecular function: guanyl-nucleotide exchange factor activity; protein binding. The record is from RefSeq and is a predicted model, not a curated record. The coding region runs from base 309 to 5327 and encodes 1672 amino acids. Lineage: Eukaryota; Metazoa; Chordata; Actinopteri; Cyprinodontiformes; Poeciliidae. The transcript has 29 exons. Gene Ontology annotation, cellular component: plasma membrane; cytosol. Gene Ontology annotation, biological process: activation of GTPase activity; small GTPase-mediated signal transduction.
GGCAUGCAAGUGGCAGCAUGUGGGAGAAUGUGCUCCACUGUGUGUAGAGUGAAACACUACGCCGGAACCUGGGAGAUGUCUGUCUGAUGCAGGGAUUUCCCUCUUUUUCUCCUGAACAGGACGCAUGCUGGCUGUGCUUUAGUACCCACCGGGAAUUAAGCGGGACGCUCACAGGAAACACGGGUAGCUUAAGUGAAGGGCAAAGUGUUUCCAGCAUUUGAGCCUGUUUAGACCAUGUUAUCGGCGGAAGAUCAAAUCCCAGUAAUGAUGGGAAGAUGGUGAUCCGGUUCCUGAAACACAGUUAAAUCAUGGGAAACGUGGAGAGUCAGAACGGAGACAGCAGUGUGUACGGCAAUGAAACGGUACACCUUUCUCGUAAACAAACAUCCCGCUCACUCCGCCUCACCAACAAGAAGUCAGUCACUCGCCGGCAAAAGCUCUCUUCGACUGUGAAACAGGAGUACAGAAACUCAGAGACCUCCACUCGCUCCUCCAGCACACCAAGUAUCCCACAGUCCUUAGCUGAGAGUGGACUGGAACUUUUCAAUGGCACAGAUGAGCUGGGAGAGUUUGGCAUCAACCCUCACUGGACACAACGCAUCUCAAUGACAAUGAGGCCAGACUCCUAUCAACAUGAGGACGAGCCCUUGGCCACGCCAACUCCUGAGACCUCAGAGGCAGACACUAUUGCUCAGGAUGGAGCAGAGGAUUCUUUGGGGGAGGGAGAUGUACCUGGGGAAGAAAGAUACCUCCAAAGAAUGACUGAAGGUACCAGAGAUGGAGGAACUUUUAAAAAGAAGCGAUCAAAGUCAGCAGACAUGUGGAGAGAAGACAGCCUGGAGUUCUCUAUGUCCGACCUGAGCCAGGAAAAUCUUACCAGCACAGAAGACAUAAUCGACGGAGGAGAGGAAGAGGAGGAGGAGCAGUUCACGCGUCUCAGAGGGAGUUCAGGCUCCACUGAAAGAGCUUCUUCCCUGGACCAUCUGUGCAGCCAGCAGAGUCCAGGCCUCCGGGGUCAGAGGAAUCGUUACAUUAAAAACCACAGAGAAGCCAAAUGCAAUGGAGACACCGAAGCAGAGGAUGGGUUGAUGUCUCCAAUGGAAGAGGACGGCAGCGGCUAUGGAGCAUUCACCCUCCCCUGUCGGCGAUCUCACUGUCUGUCUGAGGGGUUGUCAGGGCUGGGGAUCCCCUCCGCACCUUGCCCCGCCUUCCAGGGACGUCGUGCACAUACUACUCAGGACAUCUCAGGCACUAUGGGAGAUGGAAGUGAGUAUGGCGACAGCGGCAUUGAUGGCGUUGCCACAGAGACGGACGCAGACGGCGAGCUGAUCUCCCGGCGGUGUAAAGCCAUGUCGGCCUCGUUCUCUCUCUACUCAGCUACAGAGAGCAGCGUCUUUAAUGGGAGUGACAGUGGGAGCAGCAGCGCGGGCGGAGGAGACGGAAGAGUUGCUGAGGGAUGCAGAGGAGGAGUAUAUGAGAAUUUCCGGAAGGAGUUAGAAAGUCAGACGAAUCAGGGCAGAGAUUUCCCUGAGGAGGCCAGUUCGGCUGUAAGUGAUGAGCAGAGCAGCGGUACUCUCAGCAGUGCCUACCCGUCUGACAUGUUGACUGGCUGCGCACAAGGCACAGUCAGAAAAGCCGGAGCUUUAGCUGUGAAGAACUUCCUGGUUCACAAGAAAAACAUGAAGGUGGAACUUGCAACAAAGCGCAAGUGGAAACAGUACUGGGUGUCUCUAAAAGGCUGCAGCCUCUUCCUGUAUGAAUCAGAUGGUCGCUCGGUAAUUGACCAUAACAACGUUGCUAAACAUGCCUUGUGGGUGGAGAACAGCAUUGUGCAGGCCGUACCCGAACAUCCCAAGAAAGACUAUGUCUUCUGCCUUAGCAACUCAAUGGGGGAUGCAUUUUUAUUCCAGACAUCAGGCCAAACGGAACUGGAGAACUGGAUCACAGCGAUUCACUCUGCGUGUGCUACAGCUCUUGCCCGACAGCACCACAGGGAGGACACCGUUAGGCUGCUCCGAACUGAGAUCCGCAAACUGGAGCAGAAGAUUGACAUGGACGAGAAAAUGAAAAAGAUGGGAGAUAUGCAGCUUUCCGCUGUAACUGAUGCAAAGAAGAGGAAGACCAUACUGGAGCAGAUUUUUUUGUGGGAGCAGAACUUGGAGCGGUUCCACAUAGAUCUCUUCCGCUGUCGCUGCUACCUGGCUAGCCUACAAGGCGGUGAACCUCCAAAUCCCAAACGCCUCCUGGGUUUUGCUUCACGUCCCACCAAAAUGGCCAUGGGUCGCCUUGGCAUCUUCUCUGUGUCUUCCUUCCAUGCACUGGUGUCAGCCCGAACUGAAGGCAGCAUCAGGAAGCGAAACCAGGCUGUGCAGCGAACCUUCAGUAAACGGCGUAGCCGCUUCUCUUCCCUCUGGGGUCUGGACACUGCCUCCAGAAGAAAGACCAAAGGACAUCCUUCAGCUCAACAGGUGUUUGAAAAUGGGACGGAUCCUGUAAGAAAACCAUUGGAGCUCAUGUUUGAAGACUCAGCCAGCGAGAUAUCUAAAAAAACUGAAGACUCCAUGAAAACUGUUCCUCAGCAAAGCGUCGACAGUGAUAUUUGGGUUCCCGAUUAUCUGAAGCCCUCCUGGGUUUGUCUGCCAAACAAUCAGCCAGUACUGGCCAUCGUUCAGCCUGGGGAGACAACAGUGGAUGUCCUGAGCAGUGUCUGUAAGUCCCAUCAGCUUGAGCCCUCUGGUCACUACCUGCGUGUCAAGGUGUGGGUCGACAACCAGUUGCUUUAUUAUGUUCCAAAAUCUGAAGAGGAGAUAUCUGAUUUGAUCUACAAAGAAAUUGAGAUUUGCCCCAGAGCUACCAAGGUGAUCUGUUUUGACAAAGCAGAGUCCAGCACCAUUGGAUACGGUUUCACUGUGGCAGUUACAGAAGAGGAUGAUAUACAGCGGCUUCAUGUCAUUGAAGUGAAACCAGGAGGCCUGGCUUCAGCUAAAGGUUUGAAAGCAGGCGAUGAGAUUCAGUUUCUCAAUGGUAAACCUGCCUCCGCCCUCCAACUGGAUGAUUUGAGGGCAGCUUUUGGGAACCACAUGCUUACCCUGAUUGUCAGCACUCUGCCCCAGCUGGACUCUAAGGUGCUGUGCUUCUGUCCUCCUCAUCGCACCGACGGAGAACAAGACUCAACCACAGACAUCUUUUCUCAGAGUCAAGAGAACAUCCUGGACGAGGUGUCAGGUUUGACUGUGGAGAGCCCCGAUGAGAGCAUGGAAGAGGGACCUUUAUUAACCCUGCAGAGCCCCAGAGAUCAUCACAAUGAUAGAACAUUAAUGGCAGCUGGACAGAAGAGCACAGAGCAAGUCACUGCUUUCUGCCGCAGCCUCCAUGACAUGAAUCCCCUGGAGUGCCCAAUGUCAUCCUCCUCAUCAUCGUCUUCAUCGUCCCUGUCACCGAGCCCUGUCUCAGCUUUGGCGCCUGCUGCCGGCACUGCUGCCCAGAGGCAGCUUUCCCAUGCAGACAAACUGCGCAAGGUCAUCAGUGAAUUGGUGGAGACAGAGAAGACGUAUGUCAAGGACCUGCGCUGUCUCAUAGAGUGCUACUUGAAACCUUUACAGAAAGAGAGUUUCCUAACACAGGAUGAGCUGGAUGUUUUAUUUGGUAAUCUUGAAGAGAUGGUGGAAUUCCAGUUGGAGUUUCUGCGAACGCUUGAAGAUGGAAUCAGACUGGUGCCUGAUCUGGAAAGAUUGGAGAGAGUGGACCAGUUUAAGAAGGUGCUUUUCUCUUUGGGUGGGUCAUUCCUUUAUUAUGCUGAUCGGUUCAAGAUCUACAGUGCGUUUUGUGCGAGCCACACAAAGGUCCCGAAGGUCCUGGCCAAAGCCAAAACUGACCCAGAGUUCAAAGCCUUCCUGGCUGAGAGAAAUCCCAGACAGCAACAUUCAUCCACUCUGGAGUCUUACCUGAUCAAACCCAUCCAGAGAGUCCUGAAGUACCCACUCCUACUCAGGGAGCUCUACUCUCUCACUGACCCAGACAGUGAAGAACACUACCAUCUGGAUGUUGCAAUGAAGGCCAUGAACAAAGUUGCGAGUCACAUCAAUGAGAUGCAAAAGCUUCAUGAGGAGUACGGAGCAGUUUUUGAUCAGCUCAUCAAUGAGCAGACAGCGGAUAACAAACAGGUGCUUGAUCUCUCCAUGGGCGACCUUCUGCUGCAUUCAACAGUGGCGUGGAUGAACGCUCCAGCCACUUUUGGCAAAAGCAAAAAGGACCCAGAAUUAUCUGCUUUUGUGUUCAAAACUGCUGUUGUUUUUGUCUACAAAAACUCAUCCAAGCACCGGAAAAAAAUUGGGGGCUCUCAUCGUGCGACUGUGAGCGAGGACAGGGAUCAUUUCCGCUUCCGAUACAUGAUUGCAACAGACUCCCUGCAAGUCCGGGCUGCUGCAAGCUCUGAUGCCACAGCAGUAUGUGAACUAGUCCACACAAGGUCUGAAUCUGAAGGAAGACCAGAAAGAAUCUUUCAGCUGUGCUGCAGUUCUCCAGAGAGCAAAAAGGACUUCUUGAAAGCAGUCCAGUCUAUUCUUAGGGAGAAGCAACGGCGACAUAUACUCAAGACAAAAUCUAUGCCGCUCAACCAGAAGUAUGUCCCAUUUGGUGGCAAACGCCUGACCGCCCUCAAAGGUGCACGGCCUGCCAUGAACAGAGCAGCAUCUGCCCCAUCACGAACUCUGAGUCGCCGAAGCCUCUUGAAGAACCACAUUACUAUUGAUGCUGACCAGGUUUUCCACGGCACCAACAACAACAGCACUGAUGUUACCAGCAUCUCCCAUCGGCCAACCUGUUCCCCUUCAAGCUCCUCUCCCUCCAAGCACGAACCUCAUCUGUCUCACAAACAUCAGGCAGAGGACACGGACCGUUGGGUGGAGGAGCAGUUCAACCUGAGGCGCUACGAAGACCAGUGCGAAGACAUCGACGACAGACAGGUGAAGGAGACGGACAUCUUGAGUGACGAUGACGAAUACUGUAAAUCUCUGCGAGGCCCGUCGGCCGAACCAGACUCCCUGGAGGCAGGAGUGGGAGAACUGAGGUUGCACAGCAAAGAGGUCAACUUGAAUAGAAAGAUGGAGUCUAGAAGCGAGAUGGAGCAGGGUGUGAAAGUGGAUCGAACAAAACAGAGGGAUGAUUCAGACUCCUUCACAUCCUGCAGUCUGUCUGUCUCUAGUUCCUCAAAGCUCACUCCUUUGAAGCAGCAGUGUUCUGUGGAGGGAGCCACUAGCAAGAACCACGACAUGAUCUGGGUACGACGGGACGACUUUAAUAAAGGGUGCAACAGUGAUGUCUUUUGAUGGGAGACUACAGAAUGAAGACAAGAGCAAACAGAGGUGUCUUCCACUCAAUACAUUACUGUUCAAAAGUGUUCAUUCCCCUUGAAUUUUUUUUAUUUCAUGGUAUUUUAUUGGGAUUUUGUGAUGGAUGACCCAAAGAAUGUGCAUAAUUAAGUGGAAAAGGAUUCAUUGUUUUCCUAAUUACAAUUCAAAUUCCGAAAAGUAAAAAAGGCCAUUUAUAUUCAGCCAAUUAAGUCAGUACUCUAUAGAUGUUAAUGUAGCUGAUUCCAUGUUUAGAAAAUCUGAGAAGUUUGGCAUUUUUAUUUAGGCCCUUUUACUCUGACAACCCUAGUUAAAUCUCCAGUUUCAGCAUCUCCCUUUAUUUAGCUCCAUACCCGUCGCUGCUAAAGGAAAGAAAAAAAAAUCACCACAGCAUAAUCCUGCCAUUACUAUGUUUUUCUGUGGAGAUGUGUAUUCAGGGUGAUGUUUAGUGUUGUUUUUUUAUUUUUACCAUUUUUUAUGAAGGCAAAAUCUGGCCAGAGUCUUCAACAAGUUUGUUUCAUAUAACAGGAAUAUUCUGUAGGCUAAUGGCAAAUCUUGAAAGAGUCUCUAAAUUAUUUAUUAACCAAGUAACUGAAGACACAUUGUUGCAUUGGAUUUAAUUAGGGUUAUCGGAGUAAAAGGGCCUAAAUAAAAAUGCCAAACUCCUCAGAUUUUCUUUUUCAUUGAAUAUAUCAUUUUUCUUUCACUUCAUAAUUAAACUCUGCAUUUUUCCUGUCACUGAAAAUCCCAAUGAAAUACAUGGAAGUGUGUGAUCAUAGCUUAUGAUUAUAAAACUGUGAAAAUGUUAAGGGGUCUAAAAAGCUUUGCAAGGAGUUGUAAAUCAGGAUUCCAAGAAAAUGUAGGGUAAAUCAGGUACAAGCUUUAAGAGAAAGUGUAUAGCACUGUGAUGCUAACCACUCUUUUUAACUUUUGACAAUCCUACCAUCUUAUAACGUGCUCUGGUUCCUCUUUUGCCCCUCAGAUUCUAAUUCAUAACUUCUGUCUAUAAAAUUGCAACAGAGAUCCCUCACUGUACCCAGGCAUUUCACAAACAGCAGGCAUUUAUCUGAAGAUGAAAGCAUUGCAUGUGCAUACAUGUCAGAUGAGGAGGUGUAUGUCUUCAUACACUGGAAAGCACAUCGUAUGUAGACACAGGCAGCUACUGUCUCAUGACACACUGCACAGAAGAUACAUCCUCACUAAAUUAUGACUCAUGGACCAAAACGUCUAUUUUUCACCACAGUAAUGUGGGUGUUAUAUAUUUUUCUGACUCGAAAAGCUGUUUGUAUUUACUACCAAACCAACCCCACCCCCUCAAGGGCUGUGUGUUCUUUCUCUUCAGGGGAUUUUGACUAAAUGGCUGCUGUAUUUAGUCAAAUACAGAUGGUGAGAUCCGACUAGCUUUAUUGUGCUUUUUUUAAAAAACAGUUUUAACUUAAUAUCAGCUGCACAUCACUGUAUAGUUGGAAGUAAUAAUAGUGCUUUUCACCUGUUGUACAAAAAAGUUUUGAUGCUCACUUUUUCUCCUAUAUACUUUUUAAAAAUGGUUAUGAAUAGCAAAAUGUUCAUGUUUAUUUAACAUUGCCUUUUUUGGAAAACUUUACUGUAACUUAAUGUUUACAACACAUUUAUCUGCUCAGUGUUACAAACUUUGUGCAAACUUUGGUGAUAGAAAUGGACUUGACAAAACUCUCAUCUGUGCCCUUCUCAUCUUUUUAGUUUUAUUGUUAAAAAAAUCCCUCUAUUUUGGUAGUUUUUUAGCUCAUUAGACCCUACACUGGAUCUUGGAGUCCCUUCAAGUUUGAUGUCUUUAAAAUACAGCCCAACCACUCUAGUCCUGUUUACUUGAAUAUUAUUAGUCCUGAGCUGCAACUUAAUUAUCCUCCUUUAUCAGAUCCAAGCAACCUUUUACAUUUAACUUAUGAACAUCCUGUCACAGCCUGCAGCCACUUCACAAUCUUGUGAUGCUUCUCCAUUCCACCAGGUGGUGCCAUUUCACUGUCACCACUGCAACGUGCUUAUUGUGAGACUUCUGUACAGAACACAAGUACAAGCACUUAACACCGAACUGUGAACACUGAGGCUUAGCUACUCUGGUUCAUAGGAAUAAGGAAGUGGAUUAUUUUAAACUUUAUGAUCUUAAUCUAUUUACAAAGCCGAUAUCUCAGCUAACAGCUCACUGGUUCAUCACAUCUGGGAAAGACUUGUGACUGUGAGGUACAAUCGCCAGGCCCUGGAGGCAAACUCUGUGAAAAGCCCUUUGACUCCCACCUUUGUACUUUUGAAACUGUUUGUACUUAAAACUGUGGAUUUUUAUGUGAAAAUAAAUUUUCUCAUUAAACGUA